AUGUUAACCAAUCCAAUCUCCUUAUUAUGGCUCGUAUGGGGACUGACUAUUGGUGCCUUGGGAUUUACGAAAGCACCGAUAGCUCUGAACUCACAUGAAACAGAACUGUCAAAACAAGGCAUCAUCAGUCUGACGUCGGCGUUGUAUGGAACUCCACACAAAACGAAACGCAAAGGAAAUACUGUGGUCGCUGUCAGGAAUCCCUUUCAGCUUUCACAAGGGCUAUUAAAGAGAAAGUUAUCAGAGGUUGGAAAGCGUGAUCAAUUGGGCUUGGGGCUUUCGCAGUCAUAUUGUGACAAAGUGUUAGGACUUUGUGUGGCAUCUGAUGAAUGGGAUCACGUCCUGGAAGUUUUGGAUGUCAUGAAGCGGCACGGUCUCAAACAAGAGCGAAGUUCCUAUCGAGCUUGCUUACAAGCGUGCUUUGGGGCUGGAAACGGACCAUCGGCACAAGAAAUAUUAAGUGCUAUGGAAAAAGCAGGAAUGGAUGCAGAACCAGUUGAUAUUGGUUUGACAGCUGCUGCCAUGUGUCGAAACAACCUAUCCGAAAAUGGAUGGUGGAGAAAAGCAUUGACCUUACUGAAGCAGCAUAGCCAUGGCGAUUCUUCGAGUUCCAUCACAUCGCGCAAUAAUCCCAUUCCGAUUCAGGCUUACAACGCUGUUCUUGAAUGCAUGGCGGAAGAACGCCAAUGGAAAGAAGCUGUGCGAUUCCUUCGAUUGAUGGAAAAGGGUUCGGUCAAGACUGCAAAGAAAGAAGAUGGAAUCUAUCCUACGCCAGCCCUGUCCACUUAUCGGGCAGUGAUUGAAAGUUGUGCGGGAUCGAAUCAAGCCGAACAGGCGAUUCAAGUUCUCAAAUCGAUGAAGCAUCAUGGAGUUCAGCCAAAUACUUAUGUUUGUGAGUUGGUCAUCUCCGCCUUUUCCAAGAAGAUGCAGUGGCGACGGGCAAUUCAAAUAUUGGAUCUGAUGGAGGAGCUCGAUGUGCCCAAGACAGUCGUUACCUAUAACACAGUCAUUUCUGCUUGUGCACGAUCGCGAGAAGUGGGCAUGGCCAAGAACUUACUCAGCAAAAUGAAAAAGGAAGGCAUGCGACCUGAUGAAGUUUCGUUCAACUCGGUUAUCGGGGCUUGCGCCAGUACUGCUCGGUGGAAAGAUGCAUUAGCACUGCUAGAUCAGUGCUAUCGGGAACCAGGAGUGACUCCCAAUAUUUACAUUUACACGAAUGCAAUGAGGGCUUGUGCAAGGGGUGGGAGCCCUAAGAGAGCGCUAAGUCUGUUGCAAGUUGUAAAAGAUAAAGGACUGCCAUUAGACAGUUACUGCUACACAGCAGUCAUUGAUGCGUGUGCCAAGGGAGGAAUGUGGAAACAGGCACUAUCUUUACUGGACGAAAUGCAAACAAAAGCCAUUGCACCCACCGAAGUGACAUAUAGCGUUGCCAUUUCGGCAUGUGGCAAUGGAGGCCAAUGGCAAAAGGCACUAAAUAUUUUGCAGCUGAUGCGCCAACAAGGAAUGAACGUGAAUUUGAUUACCUACAAUGCCGCCAUUACUGCCUUGUCCAAGGCAUCGCGUUUUCAUGCCAAAAAAUCUUCUGGCGUCAAAUCAGAUGAAAUCGGCUCUGAAGACCUGUGGUCUCGCGCUUUGCUGCUUCUGGGACAAAUGAAAAAGGAUGGAAUCGAACCAGAUGGAUUUUGCUAUUCUUCGGCAAUCAGUUGUUGUGGAGCCGAAGGUCGAUGGGAAGAAGCGCUGAAAUUAAUUGAAGUGAUGAAGAAAGGAGGACCACGAACUCGUCCGAACAAGGUUGCCUAUACAGCUGCCAUUUGCGCCUGUGGUCGAGCCGGAGAAGCUGAUCACGCUUUGAAUCUAUUCCAAAGUAUGCAAAACGAAGGACUCUCAGCAGACCGAGUUGCAUACAAUGCCUUGUUUUCGGCUUUUCGCGUGGCUGGGGAUGCAGACAAGACAUACGAAUUAUGGCGAGAAAUGAUUGGCAAGCCCACCACCACAUUUUCUCAGCCAUCAAACUCCAUUGCCAGGGCCAAGAGUUCGGCGUCUCCCGAUAUCAUUACUUUGACUGAUUGUACCGCCACCCUAUUCCGUGCUUCUCAGUUUAAAAAAAUGGACAAAGUGUUUGCUGAAGCUGUCGAUAGUGGGAUAAUAUUGCGAGGAAAUCGAUUGGACUCUCAGUGGGAGACGGACUUAUCAGGCAUGUCUAUUCCGGUUGCCAGCGCUGCUUCGCGGUAUAUCUUGAACCAAAUUCGAAGUCUUAAACCAAAGGACCUCGAAGACAUUUCAUUCAUUACUGGAGUCGGAACUUUCCACCGAAAGGGACAAAAUAAAACGGGUUCGUCGAAAGAAACCGCCAUGUCGCUAAGAGACUUUUUGCGGUCCAUGUUGGACACAGAAUUUCAAUUGGAAUCCUACAUUCCUCCUCGGGCCAAGGGAACGGUUGUGAUCAAGAAGGAAGCGCUGGCUCAAUGGAUUGAACAAUGA
Cylindrotheca closterium is the source of this 2481-nucleotide messenger RNA. Lineage: Eukaryota; Bacillariophyta; Bacillariophyceae; Bacillariales; Bacillariaceae. The record is from the annotation of a GenBank genome assembly.